AUGAUGAUUCGGGAUGACUUUAAAGGCGGAAAAAUUAACCUAGAAAAAACUCUGAAAUUACUUGAAAAAUUAGAUAUCCCCUGCAAUAAUAUUCAUGUGAAAUAUAUUUUUAAGGAUAAUGACAGACUGAAGCAAGGAAGAAUUACCAUAGAAGAAUUUAGAGCAAUUUAUCGAGUUCUGACACACAGAGAAGAAAUUAUUGAGAUUUUCAACACAUAUGCUGAAAACCGGAAAUUUCUAAUUGAAGGAAAUCUGGUCAAAUUUUUGAUACAAGAGCAGUUUUUACUUGAUAUCAAUAAAAGCAUUAAAAAUGCUUCUGAGAUCAUUCAAAAAUAUGAGCCUAUUGAAGAAGUUAAGCAAGCACGCCAGAUGUCAUUUGAAGGUUUUACAAGAUACAUUGGUUCCCCUGAAUGUCUACUAUUUAAUAAUGAAUGUGAAAAAGUUUACCAGGAUAUGACUCACCCAUUAAAUGAUUAUUUUAUUUCAAGUUCACAUAAUACAUACUUGAUAUCUGACCAGUUUCUCGGACCAAGUGAUCUUUGGGGAUAUGUAAGUGCUCUUGUGAAGGGAUGCCGAUGUCUGGAAAUUGACUGCUGGGAUGGAUCACAGAACGAACCUGUUGUCUACCAUGGUUACACCCUCACCAGCAAACUUCUGUUUAAGACUGUUAUCCAAGCGAUACAGAAAUAUGCAUUCAUAACCUCUGACUACCCAGUGGUGCUCUCUUUAGAAAAUCAUUGCUCCCCUUCCCAACAAGAAGUGAUGGCAGACAAUUUGCAAUCUACUUUUGGAGAUGCCUUGCUUUCUGAUAUGCUUGAUGAUUUUCCAGACAAACUACCAUCCCCAGAGGCAUUAAAAUUCAAAAUAUUAGUUAAAAAUAAGAAAAUAGGAAGCUUAAAGGAAACCCGGGAAAGGAAAGGUUUUAAUAAGCAUGGUCAAGUAGAAGAAUAUGAAGAAGAGGACGAUCAAGAGGACGACUACUACAAAAUUAAAGAUUCAGAAUACAGUCUAGAAAAGCAACCAGAAUCAAGUGCAGUUGGAUUACCACUGUUCAAGAAAAAGAGGGUGAGAUUUGGAAAAGUAGCUCUGGCCCUAUCUGAUCUUGUCAUUUAUACUAAAGCUGAGAAAUUUAGAAGCUUUCAAUAUUCAAGACUCUAUCAACAAUUUAAUGAAACUAAUUCUAUUGGGGAGACACGAGCCCGAAAACUUUGCAAGUUGAGAGCCCCAGAGUUUAUUCUUCAUACCAGGAAGUUCAUGACCAGAAUAUAUCCUAAGGCGACGAGAGCUGAUUCUUCUAAUUUUAACCCUCAAGAAUUUUGGAAUAUAGGUUGUCAAAUGGUGGCCUUAAAUUUCCAGACUCCUGGUCUGCCAAUGGAUCUUCAAAAUGGAAAAUUUUUAGAUAAUGGUGGUUCUGGGUAUAUUUUGAAACCAGAAUUCCUAAGAGAUCUUAAAUCAAAUUUUGAUCCAAAUAAAAUACCAAUAGACAAUAAUCCAGUUACACUUACAAUAAGGCUCAUCAGCGGUGUCCAGUUGCCUCCUAGCAAUUACUCGUCUUCUAACAAAGCUGACACAUUGGUGAUUAUAGAAAUCUACGGCGUCCCCAAUGAUCAGAUGAAACAGCAGACUCGUGUUAUUAAAAGAAACGCUUUUAGUCCAAAAUGGAAUGAAACCUUCACAUUUGUUAUUGAAGUGCCAGAGCUGGCAUUGAUACGUUUUGUUGUUGAAAAUCAAAAUUUUAUAACCGAAAAUGAAUUUCUUGGGCAGUAUACUUUACCAGUUCUAUGCAUGAACAAAGGUUACCGUCGUGUUCCACUGUUUUCCAAAAUGGGUGAGAGUCUUGAGCCUGCUUCACUGUUUAUUUAUGUAUGGUACAUUAGAUAG
Messenger RNA from Condylura cristata (star-nosed mole), 1881 nucleotides. RefSeq names its product phospholipase C, zeta 1 (gene PLCZ1). Gene Ontology annotation, biological process: lipid metabolic process; intracellular signal transduction; positive regulation of cytosolic calcium ion concentration involved in egg activation. NCBI's taxonomy places the organism in Eukaryota, Metazoa, Chordata, Mammalia, Eulipotyphla, Talpidae. Gene Ontology annotation, cellular component: nucleus. The record is from RefSeq and is a predicted model, not a curated record. Gene Ontology annotation, molecular function: phosphatidylinositol-4,5-bisphosphate phospholipase C activity; calcium ion binding. The coding region runs from base 1 to 1881 and encodes 626 amino acids. The transcript has 12 exons.